Molecule: messenger RNA, 1017 nt
Organism: Thecamonas trahens ATCC 50062
Lineage: Eukaryota; Apusomonadida; Apusomonadidae
Product: CAF1 family protein
Exons: 2
Coding region: 22-990 (322 amino acids)
Cellular component (GO): P-body; CCR4-NOT core complex; CCR4-NOT complex
Molecular function (GO): poly(A)-specific ribonuclease activity; nucleic acid binding
Source: RefSeq, a predicted model, not a curated record
CUUUCGCGCCACGCGGCCACCAUGGCGGCCCGCGGGACUCCUGUACCACCCACACAAGCGGUGACCAUCACCGAAGUGUGGGAGGACAACCUCGAAGAAGCAUUCAUCGACAUCAGAGAGCUGGUCGACAAGUUCCCCUACAUUGCCAUGGACACCGAGUUUCCCGGAGUUGUGGCGCGGCCAAUGGGCCACUUCAAGUCGACGGCCGACUACCACUUCCAGACGCUGCGGAGCAACGUGGACCUGCUCAACAUCAUCCAGCUGGGCAUCACCUUUGCGGACGAGCGCGGACACAUCCCGGCGUGGAUGCCGACGUGGCAGUUCAACUUUAAGUUUUCGCUCGGCGAGGACAUGUACGCGCAGGACUCGAUCGACCUGCUCACGCGGUCGGGCAUCCAGUUCAAGGCGCACGAGGACCGCGGCGUGGACCCGCACGCGUUUGCCGAGCUGCUCAUGUCGUCGGGCCUUGUCCUCAUGGACUCGGUACAGUGGAUCUCGUUCCACUCGGGCUACGACUUUGGCUACCUGCUCAAGCUGCUGACCUGUGCGCCACUGCCGUCGCACGAGGACGCCUUCUUUGAGCUCCUUUCGUUGUACUUUCCCAACAUCUUUGACAUCAAGUUUGUGGCCCGGUCCAUUGGCAAGGCCAAGGGCGGCCUGCAGGACCUCGCCGAGGAGCUGCACGUCACCCGUAUCGGGCCGCAGCACCAGGCAGGCUCGGACUCGCUCCUCACCCUCAACACUUUCUUCCGCCUCCGCGAGACCUACUUUGGCACCGGCUGGGAUCCGAGCCCCUACGUCGGCCGCAUUUACGGCAUCUCCACCUACUCCCAACGCAUGGCAGACGUCGAGAACCACAAGGCCAACAAGGGCGCUCCCGCCCGCCAGCCCGUCCAGCACCUGCCCGCUCACUCGGGCGCCGGCGCCGGCCGCACCCACAAGUCCUCGGGCAGUAGCAAGAAGCGCCAGAAUUCGCGUCGCCGCGGCUGAGCUGCGAUUGAACGCAAGUCCUCCCCC